AAUUACCAAAAGUUUUAAAGCCAAUUUGGGUAUUGUGUGUUUGUAGUUGAGUUUAAAUUAUGGAAAUAAGUAAUAUACUUUGGUUUUUAGUUUUUACAAUACAAUAUCAUAAACAAAGAAAACUUCAUGUCUCAUAACCAUAAACAUAGAGAUAUAAAAUGUCAACGUCAAAUAUAUACAAAUUAUGUUAAAUAAAGAUAUGGAGCUCUUAUCAUUUCUUUUUUCUUUGGUUUACUCCAAAAAUAUGAUCUUGGCAUACAUUUACAUCACACUGUCGUUAUUCGGGGUGCUUCUGCCCGUCCUCUUCUUCUACUACCGGCGUAAAUUCCACCUGCAAAGAGAGAAAAAUGCGAACGGACACCUGAAAGUGGGCAUCUUCCAUCCCUAUUGUAACGCUGGUGGAGGCGGCGAAAAAGUGUUGUGGGUGGCCGUACAGUCCAUGCAGGAAAAGUUUCCUGAUGCGGAAUUCUACGUUUACACCGGUGACGUGGAGGCAUCGAAGCAAGAGAUCUUGCAGAAUGUUAACAACAAUUUGAACGUUAAAAUCAACAACAAGAUCCAGUUUGUUUAUUUGAAAAAGCGCAAGUGGGUGGAGGGGGCUAUGUACCCUUAUUUCACGCUCUUGGGACAAGCCAUUGGGUCCAUGUUUUUGGGUCUGGAGGGACUCAACCAGCUUGUACCUGAUGUUUGUUUGGACACCACCGGUUUUACAUUUGCCCUAGUUGUGUUUAAAAUUUUGGGUCGUUGCCAGACUGGUUCAUACAUCCACUACCCAACAAUAACCACUGAAAUGCUAAAGCGUGUGCAGAGCAGGAAGGUAAUAUACAACAACAGGAGCUUUAUUACCAGGAGUUCGUUCUUCACUUACAUCAAAGUUGGUUACUAUCAUCUUUUUUCUUGGUUGUACUCUUUGGCCGGCCAAUGUUCGGACAUAACUAUGGUAAAUUCAACGUUCACAUUGGAACACCUGAAUGUCUUGUGGCAACGACCACUGCACUUGGUCUAUCCUCCCUGCGAGGUUGACCACUUGAAAAAGCUCCCCAGAGACAACCACCGACCUGAGAACAUCAGGAUCUUGUCGUUGGCGCAGUUCAGGCCGGAAAAGGACCACCAGCUGCAGCUGCAGGCUCUGUACGAACUUCGUGAGAUCGUCCCUGAAGAGCUGUUCUCGAGGAUCACCCUCGUGUUGUGUGGCAGUUGCAGGAACGCCAACGACAGCGAACGUGCCAAAGAUCUGAAGGACCUCAGCAAGCAUUUGAGUCUCGAGAACAACGUGGAGUUUAAGAUUAACAUUCCGUACAAAGAGCUGCUGGAGGAGUUCACCAAGGCCUACAUUGGGAUACACACGAUGAUGUGCGAGCACUUUGGCAUCAGUGUGGUGGAGCAGAUGGCCGCUGGUUUGAUUAUGGUAGCUCACAGGUCAGGAGGUCCACUUUUGGAUAUAAUUGAGACGUCGGAGAGCUCGAGGUUGGGUUACUUGGCGUUGACCCCUCAGGAGUUUGCUCACUGGAUUAAGUACAUAUUGGAUUGCACGGACGAGGAGAAUAACGAGAUUAGGGAAAGGGCGAAGGCGUCGGUCGACAGGUUCAGUUUGGGCAAGUUUCAAACUGAGUUUUUGAGGGCGGUUGAUCCGCUUUUCAAGUAAUAGUCGCGUGAUACUAUAUGAGACUUAUGUUGACUUCUUUUUAUGUUCUUUUUGUACAUACUAUUUAGCAAGAAAUAUAGUUUAAGAAUAUGAAUAAAACUACAUACAUGUA
Messenger RNA from Aethina tumida (small hive beetle), 1757 nucleotides. Its product is annotated as GDP-Man:Man(3)GlcNAc(2)-PP-Dol alpha-1,2-mannosyltransferase. Gene Ontology annotation, cellular component: endoplasmic reticulum membrane. The transcript has 5 exons. The record is from RefSeq and is a predicted model, not a curated record. Gene Ontology annotation, biological process: protein N-linked glycosylation. Gene Ontology annotation, molecular function: GDP-Man:Man(3)GlcNAc(2)-PP-Dol alpha-1,2-mannosyltransferase activity. The coding region runs from base 185 to 1645 and encodes 486 amino acids. NCBI's taxonomy places the organism in Eukaryota, Metazoa, Arthropoda, Insecta, Coleoptera, Nitidulidae.